AUGGUUCUCCUCCUAGGCAUUCUUCUUGCUGUUUUGACUGUCUUUGUGGCUGUGGCACUCUAUUAUGAACACCCCAAGGCAGAAAUCCCUCACGGAUUUAGUCAGCGACAAAAGCUUUAUGUUCUUCAUUUCCUCAUGAACUUCGGGUUUGGUCUGGGAAAAUUUUUGGAAAGAAUUGGUAUCACCAAAGACAUCUAUUUGCUCAGGGUUAUAAUGGAUGGAAUACCGCCGUUAAAAGAUAAACAUCUUUUGAUCAAGGACUUAAGUUUUGAAAAGGUUAAAGUAAGAAUUUACCACCCAAAAAUGUCCACCACUGGCCAAAGAAGAGGAGUCCUUUAUUUUCAUGGAGGGGUUGGACUGUUUGGAAGCAUUCAGGCCUACGAAAGAACUUGUCGCCAUUUGGCUUGGAAAAGCAAUUCAGUGUUUGUGUCUGUGGGGUAUCGCUUAGCUCCUGAGCAUCCAUAUCCAGCCCAGUUUGAGGACUGUGUCACUGCCACCAUACACUUUCUGAGGACUGCACAAGAUUAUGGAGUAGACCCUUCCCGCAUCAUCAUCUGUGGAGACAGCAGUGGAGGAACGCUCACUGCUGCCGUUGCCCAAGCGCUGGUGAAGAGAAGAGAUCUCCCAAAGCUGAGAGCACAAAUCCUAAUAUAUCCUUUUCUCCAGAGUGUGGACUUUGAUUUGCCUUCUUACCAGCAGAAUAAGGCAGUUCCCAUUCUAUUAAAGGAACGAAUCAUUACUUUUGGUCUGAGGUAUGUUAACAAAGAUGUCAGACUCGUGGAAAAAAUAAAUGAUUGGUCUCAUAUUCCAGAAGACUUGAAACUGAAGUAUAAAAAAUGGGUGAGUGCUGACCACAUCCCUCAGGAGUUUAAAGUCAGAGGCUACCAACCAAGUCCAACACUCCCAAUGGCAGAAGAAAUCUCCGAGACGCUAAGGCUUUUCAUCGACCCUGUUUUCUCACCACUGCUAGCUGAAGACAGUGUUAUUGCUCAGCUUCCUGAGGCUUUCAUCUUGACCUGCGAAUAUGAUGUGCUUAGAGAUGAUGGACUGCUCUACAAGAAACGAUUAGAGGAUCAUGGUAUAAAAGUGACCUGGUGCCAUCUGCAAGAGGGAUUCCACGGAACAAUAUUCUUGGCAUUUUGGGGUGGGCUGGUAGCAUUCCGAUCUGGAGAAAAAGGCCUGGAAAAGAUAGUAAAUUUUCUAAGAUUGAUGUAA
Indicator indicator is the source of this 1215-nucleotide messenger RNA. RefSeq names its product arylacetamide deacetylase-like 4. Bases 1 to 1215 code for a protein of 404 amino acids. The record is from RefSeq and is a predicted model, not a curated record. The transcript has 4 exons. Gene Ontology annotation, molecular function: carboxylic ester hydrolase activity. NCBI's taxonomy places the organism in Eukaryota, Metazoa, Chordata, Aves, Piciformes, Indicatoridae. Gene Ontology annotation, cellular component: membrane.